Podospora anserina S mat+ is the source of this 1386-nucleotide messenger RNA. RefSeq lists its product as uncharacterized. The transcript is spliced from 3 exons. The coding region runs from base 1 to 1386 and encodes 461 amino acids. Gene Ontology annotation, molecular function: transmembrane transporter activity. NCBI's taxonomy places the organism in Eukaryota, Fungi, Ascomycota, Sordariomycetes, Sordariales, Podosporaceae. The record is from RefSeq and is a predicted model, not a curated record. Gene Ontology annotation, biological process: transmembrane transport.
AUGACGCUCGGCACAACACCCCAGCGCAUCCUCCAGCGCCUGCCCUUCUCGAGCUCGACGACGCCGCUGCAGGCGCUGACGUACCUCCUCGGGAUAUCCCUCUUCAGCAUCUCGUUCCUCGUCUUCCUCAACAGCAGCUUGUCCUUUGUGAUUACCGAUUUGAUAGGCGUGAAGGAAGGAGUGGGGGAUAUCGUAGGGACGUUGGGGUUUGUCGAUGAGCUCGUCGCGCUGGUGGCUUGCCCGAUUUGGGGGUUGGUGUCGGAUAGAGCUGGUGUGAGAUAUGUAGCUGUUGCUGGGUAUGCUGUCAUUGGUCUCGCGCUGUUCCUGUUUGUGCAGGCGCGCAAUGUGUAUCCUCAGUUGUUGUUGGCGAGGAUAUUCUUUGCUGUCGGGGCGACGGCUGCAACAAGCGUUGCGUUGUCUGUCGAUUCGGAAGAGACGAGGGAAAGAAACAAGGAAAGCCAUCAGCGCUCGCCGCGCUUCGUUGGGCUGUUCACCGGCUGCGGUGCCCUGGUAGCCCUCAGUUUGUUCCUCCCACUCCCCGCUCGGUUCGGCAAAAUCGAGGGCGUCACCACCGGCCUGGCCGUCCAAUAUAGCUACUAUACCGUUGGCGUGGUCUCCUUUCUGGUCGCCAUCUUUGUCUUCUUUGGUCUGCGCAAGAUCAAAGGUGAAGAAGGCAAGGGCUGCGCGACUGUUGUUUGGUCUCCGGGGCUCAACCCCCCAAGGCGCUGCCUCAGCCCACCCCCGAAGCGUAUGAACUCCCCGCCCCUUUUCUCCCUGUUCUUAUGCCCAUCACUAACCCAACCCCAGAAAGCAAUCCCCUACCCCCACCUCCUCAGAGACUCCAUCCUCCUCGCCCUCGGCGACAGCGACAUAUGCCUAGGCUACCUAGGCGGCUUCGUCGCCCGCGCCUCCACCGUCGCCAUAUCCCUCUUCAUCCCCCUCUACAUCAACGCCUUCUUCAUGCGUCACGGCUACUGCCAGGGCUCCCCCAACGAUCCCUCCCCGGAACUGAAAAAAGAGUGCCGCCAGGCGUACAUCCUCUCUGCCAUCCUAACCGGAGUCGCCCAGCUGAUGGGUUUGAUUUGCGCCCCUCUCUUUGGGUAUCUCAGUCAUAAACCCCACCAUAGGGUCAACUGGCCUAUUGUCAUUGCUACCUUGUUCGGUAUAAUAGGGUACAUGAUCUUCCCGUCUCUUGCGAGCCCGGAGUUUAAAGAUGUCGACUCCCGCGGUGGGAAACCGGUUGUUUUUCUGCUUGUGGCCCUGAUGGGUAUAAGCCAGAUUGGCGCGAUUGUUUGUUCGCUUGGCUCGUUGGGGAAGGGGGUGUUGAAGACGGAUAUUGUUAAUGUUUUGGCUGUGCCGGGGAGUGAUGGGGGGGAGACGCUUUAG